This is a messenger RNA of Vigna unguiculata (cowpea), 3628 nucleotides long. Its product is annotated as auxilin-related protein 1-like. Gene Ontology annotation, cellular component: vesicle; cytoplasm; intracellular membrane-bounded organelle. Lineage: Eukaryota; Viridiplantae; Streptophyta; Magnoliopsida; Fabales; Fabaceae. Gene Ontology annotation, molecular function: clathrin binding. The record is from RefSeq and is a predicted model, not a curated record. Gene Ontology annotation, biological process: clathrin-dependent endocytosis; clathrin coat disassembly.
UUGAAAUCCGAAGAACGUGUCAUGCUUUCUUUCUUUCAUUUCCCACUGACAAAGCAGAGAAAUUUGUUUAUCACAAGCCCAGGCAAGAAUCCACAACAUACAUGAUUCGAUCCCAAAAUAGUACGAAACAGAAUUUGAGGAAUACUCCGAUGCAAAUUCUUUAACACAAAGUGGGAAAAGCAGAACAAGUGAAGAGACAAAGCAAGAAGAAGACGACCUAAGUGAGCCAGUAGUAGCCAACAAGAAGCAGAAGAAGAAAGGAGAAUAAAUAAAUAAAAAAUGAAUUUAAAAAAAGAGCGUUAAAGUGAAACGCAGGUUAAUUUGUACCAUUUUUUGUAUCCUCUGUGACGUUCUCUCUUCACCGAACUCUCCCGCGGAUCCACCACCGUACACGGAGGAUACCAUCGUACACCAGAUCUUUCUCUGUCUCUCGAGAUGAACGAUUUCGAUGGUCUCUUAACUACCGAUUUCGGGUUCAAACCCCAAGGAAAAUCGGCGCCAAUGGCAGCAUCUAAAGCUUCUUCCAACAAUUCAUCUUCUCUCAACUUCGAUUUAGGUUCGCGAUCCGCUCGAGCUUCCAAUUCCUUGGCCGGCCACGACUCCGUCAACGCCGCUUCCUUUGACGAUCUCUUCGGCGGCGGUGGCAAGUCAGACGCGUCCUACGACUUCGACUCCGUGUUUCGCGGCUCCGCUGAUUUCCGCUCCAAGUCCGUUAACCUCCCGGCGCAUGACAAACCGGUCUACGACAAACCGAUGUAUGACGACGACGACAUUUUUGACGGCGUUCCCGGCCUCAAGAGCUCCUCCAAGUUCUCCUACGGCGACGUUUUCGCUCCGGCCGCGUUCGAUGAUCUUCUCGGCGGGCUAGGUAAAUCGAAGCCUUCGGACAAGGAAGAGCGAGGUGUCGCGGAUUUUGAUGACUUGAUCCCUGGAUUCGGGAGCAGCAAGGCUUCCACUGACAGGACCGUCCCUAAUAUUGAUUUGUCAUCACAACCUACUAUCAGUUCUUCUAAAAUGGCUUCCGGUGAAACAGAUGACCCUUUCAAAGUGUUUGAACCAACUUCAGCCCCAAUGGAUUCAUCCUCAAAAUACUUUACAGACCCAUUGGAAGAAAUUAGUAAAUUUAGUAGUUCUAGAAACACAAAAAAUGGUAGUUUGUCAAAUUCUAAUGGUGAAGUAUAUGAUGAUAUUGAUCCCUUUGGUGGACUUGGAAAUUCUGUGCCUUCAUUCUCAGCAGAGAGAAAUAGCACAAAGGGUAGCAGCUCCCCGAAUACAACCAGUGAUAAAGAAUCAAAUGGCGAAUCAUCUGUGAGGAGUCCUGAGAGACAAACACAAAACAAGAUUCCUGUUGAUAAUGAUCAGGAAUUUCAUCAGGCUGCAUUUAACAUGCCAACAUAUUCCUCCAAUUCCUACAAACCAUUUGGCGAAAGGUCUACUUCCCCUUCGCAUGAUAAUGAUGGUUUUAAACCUGCUAAUACCCAAGCGGAUAUGACUCCGAAAUAUGAAGAGGAGUUUGAAUCAAAUGAUGAUAUAUGGCUGACGGUAUCAGAGAUUCCUCUUUUCACUCAGCCAACUGCUGCUCCACCACCUUCAAGACCUCCUCCUCCCCGACCAGUACAUAUCCCCAAGUCGGGAGGAGGUUCAUCUGCUUCUGCCAAUGUCAGAAAGAAGGAUAGUGAAUUUUCUUCUUUUCCAAGUUCCACUCAAUUUUAUCAGGGUCCUAAAUCUACUCCUGCUGCAGCCAAAUUAUCUUCUGCAUUUCAGUUUGAUGAACUUGAAGAAUUUGCCAUGGGCAGGAGUCUUGGUAAUGACAAUGAACAUGGAAAUGGUCUUGCUGAUAAAGAAUUAGAGAUGAACUCAGCUGCUGCAGCGAUGAAAGUGGCUAUGGAUAAAGCUGAAGCUAAAUUUAGGCACGCAAAGGAAGUUAGGGAGAGGGAAAAUACGAAAGCUGUUAAAAGCAAGGAACCUGUGCAAUUGGAAAAAGAUGGCAGAACUGUGACAGAGGAUGGAGGAAAACAGGAAAGGUUAGAUCAUGAACAGCAGCAAAAGGAGAGAGAGGAGAGAGAGCAAAGAAGACGUGAGAAGGAAAUAGAAGAGAAAGAAAGAGAGCAACAGAGACUUGAGAGAGAAAGAGAAAUGGCUAGACAGGCUGUAGAAAGAGCUACAAGAGAAGCCCGUGAAAGAGCAGCUGUUGAAGCUCGCCAAAGAGCUGAGAGGGCUGCUGUUGAGAAAGCUAAUGCAGAAGCUAGGAAGCGUGCUGAAAGGGCCGCAGUUCAGAGGGCACAAGCUGAAGCCCGUGAAAGGGCUGCUGCUGAGGCAAAGGAAAGGGCUGAAAAGGCUGCUGCUGAGGCAAAGGAAAGGGAAGUGCGGGAACGAGCUGCAGCUGCAAGAGCUGAAUCUGAAGCAAGAGGUAAACAAGAACGUGCUGCGGUUGAAAGGGCUGCUGCAGAGGCUCGAGAAAGAGCUGCUGUACAGGCUCGAGAAAGAGCUGCUGCUGCUGCAAGGAUGAACCAACAACAAAAUGACAAUGAUCUUGAAUCAUUCUUCAGCACAGGUGCACGAGCUAACAGUGCUCCCAGGCCUCCUAGGUCCAGCGCUUCAGAACCUGUAUUUGAUGCCCAAUUUCAGGCGAAAACUGCAGGUGUGUCUUCAAGCAUGAAGAAAGCAUCAUCAUCUACUAAUAUUGCUGAUGAUCUCUCCUCAAUUUUUGGAGCUGCUCCAUCAUCAUCUGGAGCAUUUCAGGAAGUUGAUGGGGAAAGUGAAGAAAGACGAAAAGCCAGGUUGGAACGCCAGCAGAGGGCUCAGGAGCGUGCGGCUAAAGCAUUGGCUGAGAAGAAUCAACGGGACCUACAAACUCAAAGAGAGCAAGCUGAGAAACAUAGGCUCGGUGAAACAUUGGAUUUCGAAAUUAAGCGCUGGGCUGCAGGAAAAGAGGGGAACUUACGUGCUUUGCUUUCCACCUUACAAUAUGUUCUGUGGCCUGAAUGUGGUUGGCAGCCAGUUUCUUUGACUGAUUUGAUUACAGCGGCAGCUGUCCGAAAGGUUUACAGGAAAGCUACAUUGUGCAUUCAUCCUGAUAAAGUGCAACAGAAGGGUGCCACUAUACAACAAAAAUGUAUUGCUGAGAAGGUUUUUGAUCUACUCAAGGAAGCAUGGAAUAAGUUCAAUUCAGAGGAGCUUUUCUAAUCUUUAGACGAACUGAACAACUUCAAGGCAGUUUUGUUCUGGCCACUCUGAUGAAAGGUAACCACACCCCCGUUUCAGCUGCCUCUCCCACUGCUUAUUUCUUUCGAUUAAAGUUCUAUGGCAUCAAUGAUAAAAAAAUCAAUUUAUCGUGUGGCAUCAGGAUGUCCAAAGGAUACACGGGGAAGUAAUUUGUAAUCGAUGUAAUUUCCAGGGGGUUGUCGGGUUUACUAUACCGAUGCUUAUGCAAUAUGUUCUGUUGUAAAAUCUUUUCGUGGGCGUUUGUCAAUUCAAUUCAUUAUUUCGGUCGAGUGAGGAGAUCUCACGAGCAGUCUGUUUUUAGUUAAUUUUUUGAAUUUUAUUACUUGUGAUAUAGUAUAUAGUUUCUUGAAUAUAAUAUAAUUCCAGUUGUGGAUUGACAUCAGAAUGUGGUAAAGUUCAUGCA